UGCUGCUGUUGCUGAGAACCGCAGAGAUGUGAGACACGCGCCGUAUACGCGAGCAGAAAAGAGACAGGGAGGUCUCCUGACCACAUUAUAAAAAACAGGACACCUCCUCUCUGACCUGAUUCACCGCCCGUUAAGAAGAGGAGGCGAGUAGCAGGUACUAUGUGGCCGCGUUCUGGGUGCGCGCUUGCGGCUCUGAGCGCGCGACGAUGUAAAAGGCAGCGCGUGCGGAUUCUGCGGCAUCUGUGAUUGGGAAUAACUGGGAUAGGAAAACUCAGCGAGGCAUGGAAAACCACGCUGAUCACUGAGCAAAUAAUCAACCAGACAAUCAUUCGCAGACGUAUUCAUUGUGUGCGCCUCCAGGCGCCCCGUUGUUCGAUCGAUUACCACAGUGGAAGAGACACACAGAGCAUUUGAAUGCGAAGGGGUGCGUGCGGUGCAAGUGAUUCCGUAGUUUCUGUCCUGCUCACUUCAAGGCUUCUGGAAAGACCUUACAGUCAGUAAGUGGUGGAGCCUGAGCCACACAUAGCUGUCCCAGACAAGUGCUCUGCAUCUGAAUGCCCUCUAUUCCAGAGAAGUAAGAAAAUGCAGCUGACAGGAACUGAGCUAUAUCUGCUCUGAAUGAAGUCUGUGUGCUGCUGGUUGAGAAUGUUGUCACGAUAACAUCAGCCUGACUCUGACUGCGGCAGGUGGGAGCCCAGGGGUCAGUCUGUGAGUGAGGGCUGAGUCAGGAGUGAAUCAGCGCUGCUUUUGAUUGACGGACAGCUUGGUGGGAAACAAGGCCCCGGGAGAGUGAGAGUCCGAUAACAGGAGUGAAAGCGUCGCUACGGCAAUAUCAUCUUUCAGUCUUCACCGCCACUCGUCUUUCACAACAUGGCCUCUGCGGUAGCACCGUUCUCCUCUGUCGCUGCCUCUUUGGGGACGUAGAAAGACACGGGACACAUGGACACAUUCCUGCGUACUGGUACAGAGGAAAGCUGAGGAAGUGUCUUCAGACUUUGAGGUCCUUACAGAUGAACAAACUGUUUCUUGUUUCCUGGUUUUGGAAUUGUGUGAUUUAAAAUGACUCAUAGUACAAUGAACAUUUUAGAAAGGUGCAGUCUCUGAUUUUAUAUGUUCCUGUGUAACAUUAAAGGCCAAUGCGUGUGGCUCGAGAGCCCAUCAUGGCCAGACCGCUGCUGAAGAUCCACCGCUAUUUCCGGCGUAAACCGGUACGCUUUUUCUCUUUCAUCCUCCUCUACCUCACCGCUGGCAGUCUUGUUUUCCUCCACUCCGGAUUCUCCAGCGAUACUUCCACUACUGGAGCUUCUGGAAGCGGCCGUGACCCACUUAUAUCUGAAGGUGGGGGCGGCACAGGUGGUGGAAGCUCUACCUCUGAUGGUCUCGGGCUCCUAGGAAGGGUGUUUAAAGAGACUCGGAGAGCCCCCCGGAGAUUUGGACCACCGUGGAUGAAGGAAAAUGGGGCACAGGAUGCACCGGAGUGGGCCGGAAGAGGACUCGAUCAUACCAGCAGCUGGAGCCAUGGAGCCAAAGGAAGAACCACCAAAGAGAUGGAUGAUGGGAGAGCAAAGUACAUCGGCUGUUAUGUUGAUGACACGCAAAAACGGGCUCUUAGAGGGGUUUCCUUUUUUGACUACAAAAAAAUGACUGUUUUCCGUUGCCAGGACAACUGCGCUGAGAGAGGUUAUCUCUAUGCGGGUCUGGAGUUUGGAGCAGAGUGCUACUGUGGCCAUAAGAUCCAGGCGCCCAACGUGUCAGAGAGUGAAUGUAAUAUGGAGUGUAAAGGGGAGAAGAGCAACCUCUGUGGAGGACCUAAUCGACUGUCCAUAUAUAGACUGGAGCUGAGCCAGGAGUCGGCCCGCAGAUAUGGAAGUGCUAUCUUUAAGGGAUGUUUCAAGAGGCCAGACAAUGUGACUCUGGCGCUUCCUGCUAGUGCCAUUAUUAAAAACAUGUCAGUGGACAAGUGUGUUGACAUGUGCACAGAGAAGGAAUUCUCUCUGGCAGCCUUGGCUGGUGAAAAAUGUCAUUGUGGAUUUCCUACUCCUCUUUUCACUCUGCACGAGCGUGAGGACGAGGAAAUGUGUCUCCAGCGCUGUGCAGGAGAAGACUUCGAGAGCUGUGGAAACAAUGACUUCUUUGUAGUAUACCAGACCCAGGUGCAAGAUAAUCGUUGUAUGGACCGGCGCUUUUUACCCACUCGUUCCAAGCACCUGAUGGCGCUAGCUAGUUUCCCAGGUGCAGGAAAUACAUGGGCCCGUCACCUUAUUGAGCUGGCUACGGGUUACUACACUGGGAGCUACUACUUUGAUGGCUCACUGUACAACAAAGGUUUCAAAGGGGAGAGAGAUCACUGGCGCAGUGGUAGAACCAUAUGUAUUAAGACCCAUGAGAGUGGCAGGAAGGAGAUCGAGGCCUUUGAUGCCAGCAUCCUCAUGAUCCGGAACCCUUAUAAAGCCCUCAUGGCUGAGUUUAACCGAAAGUAUGGCGGCCAUAUUGGAUUUGCCUCUCAAGCUCAUUGGAGGGGGAAAGAGUGGCCAGAGUUUGUGAAGAACUACGCUCCAUGGUGGGCAUCCCACACACUAGACUGGCUGAAAUAUGGAAAGAAAGUUCAAGUGGUGCACUUUGAGGAUUUAAAACGGGACCUUUUCUCUGAGCUAAAAGGCAUGGUCAUCUUUCUGGGCCUGGAAGUCUCAGAGGACCGCCUGCUGUGUGUAGAAGGUCAGAAAGAUGGGAACUUCAAACGCUCUGGCCUGAGGAAGCUGGAAUAUGACCCUUAUACGCCAGAGAUGCGUGCCACCAUCGACGGGCUUAUUAAGACUGUGGACACGGCACUCAGAAAGAGAAACCUGUCUGGUGUACCUGAAGAGUACAGGCCCAGAUGAUACUUAUCUCUUCACUCAUGGUUUUUUUUUUUUUUGUCAAAACACAUUGUUUUUUUCUCAGCUAUUCCCUAUUUUCCCCUAGAAUAUGAAAUUUGUUCUCAUCCUUCUCCUUGUUCAGUUUUAAGAAUGGGAUGUAUUGCACAAAUGAACUGCUGAAAAACUGUUUGCCCUUUCAUUAAUAAGCUACACUACUUAAUAAGACAUGGGCUUGUGCAACAAUUUGGCUUUAAGGUUAAUCAUCAUGGAUCCAUCUUCCUUAGGCCAAUAUAAGUGUGUGGUAACUACAAUUUUAGUUCACUACGGGAAAUGACUGUUCUCACUUUUUAUGAAAGGACUGCCAUCUGGAACAGCUGUUUAGAUAAACAUAUGGCAUCUGUUUUUCAUUAAAAUUUGGCUUUUUCCUACUGGACUACACUAUCAUCCCUUCACUUCUGUCUCACUUGGAAUAUAUGGACAGCUAUUUCAUUUCCUGUUACCACAGUUAUCUGGAAAUUCCCUUCAGAUGUUUUAAUGCUUCUAAAAACUGAUUAGUGAAAUAGUCAUAUGGACAACAAAAAAUACUCCAGCUGUUCCAAGUGUAUUAGAAAAAUGCAUGGGAAAACAUGUAUGAUACAGUGAUUUGAAGGCAAAUUGCAGGCCUUAUUGAGAUACUGAUUUAAAUGAAAGCAACCAAGUUCUGUUUUGUGUUAAGAACACUUCUGCAUUGCGAGUGUUUCAUCAAGUUAAAUGAUUUAACUUUUUUUCUCACUGAGGUUUUAAGAUGUAUUUGCAGUGGGUGAUCAAAAAAAUUCAUCUUGUGUUCACAGAGUAAAAAAAAUGGGGGCUUCUUGUAAAUUGCUUAAAACGACAUUAACCCUUACUCUUUUCUCAAUCACAAUUAAUUUAAUCCGUUAAAGGGAUAGUGUAGUUUCUCCCAAAAUGAAAAUUCAUUCAGUUAUUUACGUUUUUGACACAGAGAAAUAGAGUUAUGUAUCAGUGCUUGAAAUCACUUGAAGAUGAGUAAAUGAGGACACGCUCUUAAAAGUAAAGGUGCUUCACAAUGCCAUAGAGGAACCUUUUUUGUCUAAAUGGUUCCAUAAAGAAACUUUAACAUCUGACGAGCCUUUCUGUUUCACAAAAGGUUCUUUGUGGCAAAAGAAGGUUCUUUAAAGAGCCUUUGACUGAAUGAUUCUUUGUGGAACCAAAACCACCUUUAUUUUUAAGAGUGCAGAAUGACAUUUUUGGAUGAACGAUCCCUUUAUGCCCCCCCCCCCCCAAAAAAAAAGAAAAACUCCUUUACCAAUUUAUGUCCCAGGUUAGACUAUGAGAGUAGUUGCACUGCAUACUGUGUGAGUUACAUUCAAUAUCUUUUCUUCAAAAUCAAAUAAUUCCUCCCAGAAUAUCAUUAGAUGUCAGGUAUUGGAUGCAAUUAUUAAUUUGUUCCAUGUAGAAAUGUUCAGAAUUGUUAUUUCUGUUUUUAGUGUUUUAAUUGCAGAUUUUUUUUUUUUUUUUUUUUUUUAUUGAAAACAGCAAAUCAGCUUUAUAAUAUAUGAAAUAAUCUUGAAGGGGUGAAAGCAAGUGUGAAGCAAUGUGCAAAAAAUAUAAAAAGAACCCAGCGGGUAAAUUUCUGCUUGCCAGCUAGAGACAAAUAACAUUAACAUAUAUGUAAAUACACAUAUAUAUUUUUGUAAUGCUCACAAGGAGAAUGACUUUAAAAGACAAAGCAUCACCUAUAUUUUUGAAAAGCUUUUAAAUUUGAGCAUUACAUGCUUUUCAUUUCAAAAAGGAACAAAACUGAAGUGUCUUUCUGAAUGUAUUUUGUAUAGAGUGAAUGUAAGGGAUUUCUACCAAAUAAUUAUGGAAAUUAGAGAGUAAUUGCUAGCAAUGCAAAGGUAAAUUAAAUGAUUGCAACAAGAUUUUUAUUAUUAUUGUAAGCUGAGAAAACUGUGGGAAUAUGAAGAAAAGUUUUGCACUUGUUUGGAUGAUGCGUCGGAUGUCCUGAUCAAUAAAUUGUAAAGCCCCAAA
Labeo rohita (rohu) is the source of this 4883-nucleotide messenger RNA. RefSeq names its product WSC domain containing 2 (gene wscd2). Gene Ontology annotation, molecular function: sulfotransferase activity. The transcript is spliced from 11 exons. The record is from RefSeq and is a predicted model, not a curated record. The coding region runs from base 1137 to 2879 and encodes 580 amino acids. Lineage: Eukaryota; Metazoa; Chordata; Actinopteri; Cypriniformes; Cyprinidae.